AUUGAGACAACAAAUCAAAUUUGCGUUCAAUUUUUAGACAAAAUAAGUAUAUAUCGUAAACUCGUUUUAAUUUAAAUUAACUAAAGUUUUUGUCGCCAACUUUUUUGACACGAAGUCAACUAAUAUUUUUUUAAAACAAUGAGUCAAACAAUUAAAGAUUUGUCAAAAGGUCUACCAAUUGAACCAAUUCCUGAGUUAAAAACACGCAAUGAUAGGGUAAGUCACGCACCCAUACGUUAUGCCGAUCUAACUCAUGAAGAGAAACAACUGGCUGUAAGAAAUGCUUUGCGAUAUUUUCCACAAAAAUAUCACUCAAUUUUGGCCAAAGAGUUCGCACAAGAAUUGGAUCAAUUCGGACACAUCUAUAUGUAUCGAUUUAUACCCGAUUUCGAGAUAAAGGCUUAUCCUAUCAAUGAAUAUCCGGCCAAAUGUGUUGAAGGGGCAGCUAUUAUGCUAAUGAUUAUGAAUAAUUUAGAUGAAAGAGUGGCUCAAUUUCCUCACGAACUCAUCACUUAUGGUGGUAAUGGACAGGUCUUCUCUAAUUGGGCACAAUUUUGGAUAACAAUGAAAUAUUUAUCUAAUAUGGAAACGGAUCAGACAUUAGUUGUAAACUCUGGACAUCCGCUAGGAUUGUAUCCGAGCUUCAGUUGGAGUCCACGACUUGUUAUAUCAAACGGAAUGGUUGUUCCAAACUAUUCAAAACGUGAAGAUUACGACCGAUUCUUUGCACUGGGAGUCUCAAUGUAUGGUCAAAUGACUGCUGGAAGUUAUUGCUAUAUUGGACCUCAGGGUAUAGUUCACGGGACAACUAUCACUAUAAUCAAUGCCGGGCGCAAAUAUCUGCAAACUAAUGAUUUAAGGGGAACUGUAUUUCUAACUUCAGGAUUGGGAGGUAUGAGUGGAGCCCAAGCAAAAGCAGCAGUAAUUGCAGGAUGUGUUGGAGUAAUUGCUGAAGUGUGUGAGGACGCACUUCUUAAACGUCAAGCUCAGGGAUGGCUCAAUGAAAUCAUUAGUGAUUUGGAUACACUCAUUAAAACCAUACGUCUUGCAAAAUCUAAUAAAAUCGCCACAAGUAUUGGAUAUUUGGGUAAUAUUGUUGAUGUUUGGGAAAGACUAGUCAAAGAAUAUGAGAAAACAAAUGAAAUUUUGGUUGAAUUGGGAUCAGAUCAGACCUCAUGUCAUAAUCCAUUUAAUGGUGGAUACUAUCCGGUAGAUCUCACAGUAGAAGAAGCGCAAACUAUGAUGAAAAACGAUAAUAAAAAGUUCAAACAAUUUUGUCAACAAAGUCUAAUCAGACAAAUCAAUGCAAUCAAUAGAUUAUCUCAAUCGGGACUUUAUUUUUGGGAUUAUGGCAAUGCAUUUCUAUUGGAGGCCUACAGAGCCGGUGCUGAUGUGGGCGCUGUUAACACAGCAUUUGGUAUUCAAUUCAGAUAUUCAUCAUAUGUUCAGCAUAUAAUGGGAGAUAUUUUUUCAUUGGGUUUUGGACCGUUCAGAUGGAUCUGUUCAUCUGGUGAUCCUCAAGACUUAGAUACUACAGACAACAUAGCAUUAAACGUAUUGAAAGAAUUGUCCGAAAGAGAUGGACUUCCAAAACAUAUAAAAGAUCAUUAUUUUGAUAAUAUUAAAUGGAUAUCUGAGGCAAAACAACAUAAUUUAGUUGUGGGAAGUCAGGCAAGAAUCUUAUAUUCGGAUCAAAUCGGAAGAGUUAGUAUUGGUCUGGCAUUUAACGAAGCCAUCAAAAAUAAAAUAAUCAAAAGUCCAAUAAUUUUAUCGCGCGAUCACCACGACGUAAGUGGUGCCGACAGUCCUUAUAGAGAGACGUCAAAUAUUUAUGACGGAUCAGCUUUUACGGCUGAUAUGGCGAUCACUACUGUAAUUGGUAAUUCUGGCAGAGGUGCCACUUGGGUGGCACUACAUAAUGGUGGCGGUGUUGGUUUUGGUGAAGCAAUCAAUUGUGGAUUUGGUUUAAUACUCGAUGGCAGUCAAGAAUCACACAACAAAGUGCUUAAUAUUCUUAGUUGGGAUGUUCUGAAUGGUGUGAGUCGGCGCUCGUGGUCUGGCAAUCAAUUAGCAAAAGAAACCAUCAAAGAUAUUAUGCAAAACAAUAGCAAACUGUGUGUUACAAUUGCCAAUGAAGUGGCAGAUGAUAUAAUUAGUGAUUUGUAAUCAAAAUGCAUAGCAAUUGACAUUACGGUAAUUACAUAUACCGGUAAUCCACACAUAAUACACAUAACUAACAAAUAAACAGUUAAUAAGUUAUAUAUAAAUAUUACUA
Oppia nitens is the source of this 2275-nucleotide messenger RNA. RefSeq names its product urocanate hydratase-like. Gene Ontology annotation, molecular function: urocanate hydratase activity. The transcript has 4 exons. Lineage: Eukaryota; Metazoa; Arthropoda; Arachnida; Sarcoptiformes; Oppiidae. The record is from RefSeq and is a predicted model, not a curated record. The coding region runs from base 139 to 2166 and encodes 675 amino acids. Gene Ontology annotation, biological process: L-histidine catabolic process.